CCCUGUGUGAGGGGGAGGAGGAGGGCUGAUCGACCUUAACAAGCACCGCAGCAGGGAGGAAGGAGCAAGAGAGUGGAUGGAUGCCUUUUGCAGACUCAGUGGCCUGGACCCUCUGUGGGACUGGAACCGCACGUGGUACACAGCCAACCCUGACCUAACCCAGUGUUUCCAGAACACAGUGCUGGUGUGGGUCCCCUGUGUUUAUUUAUGGUUGCUGGUCCCAUUCUACUGUCUUCACCUCUACUGCCAUGACCAUGGACGGAUUCAAAUGUCCUGCCUCUGCACUGCCAAAAUGGUGUUGGGUUUCCUUCUGGCCUCGUUUGGCUUUGUUGAAUUCUUCUACAUCCUGCUGGAGAGAAGUCAAGAGAUUCAGCAGCACAUGGUCUUCCUACUGAGCCCCAUCAUACGCAGCAUGACUGUGAUCCUGGUCUUGUGCAUCAUCCAGUUGGAAAGAAUAAGAGGCUGUCGCUCCUCCGUUUUCCUUUUCUUGUUCUGGGUCUUGUCUGUUGUUUGUUCGCUCGUGCCUCUCAGAGCGAAGAUCCAGCUCGCCAUAGAUGAGGGCGUCAUGUCUGACAUUGUUCGAUACCUCGCCUUCUUCUCCUAUUUCUCGAUCCAACUGGCCCAGCUCUUCCUGUGCUGCUUUGCUGACCAGUCACCGCUGGGAAAACCCAUCUUGGAAAAGAACCCCUGUCCUGUGAAAGAUGCCUCUUUCCUCUCAAAGAUUCUCUUCUGGUGGUUCACUGGGCUUGUUGUGAAAGGAUACCGCUCACCACUCGAAGCAGAGGAUCUGUGGACGCUGAGAGAGGAAGACACGUCCUAUAAGAUCAUCUCAGAGCUGCAAGAGAACUGGACAGCUGAGUGUGCCAAACUCCAGAAACAGGAGAAAGCCUUAGCGUCGGGUGUGGCACUGGGGAGCAGGCUGCCAGACCAGGCUCAGCUCCUCAGGAAGCUGCAGAAGGAGCAAAGCUCCGGCUUUUUUCUUCUUAGGACGCUGACACGCAAGUUUGGUCCAUAUUUCCUGACCGGCACCUUGUGUAUCAUAUGCCACGAUGCCUUCAUGUUCGCCAUCCCUCAGGUGUUAAGUCUUCUUCUGGGCUUCAUGAAGAAUGGAGAUGCUCCGUUGUGGAAGGGCUACUUCUACGCCACAUUAAUGUUCCUCCUUUCCUGCCUCCAAUCCCUCUUCAACCAUCAGUACAUGUACACGUGCUUCACUGUCGGUAUGAGGGUGAAGACAGCUGUCAUGGGCUUAGUUUACAGAAAGUCUUUGGUGAUAAACAGCUCGGCCAGGAGAACUUGCACCGUCGGCGAAAUUGUGAACCUGGUUUCAGCAGACACUCAGAAGCUCAUGGAUUUUGUGGUGUACUUCAACGCUGUCUGGCUGGCUCCGAUUGAGAUCGCUCUUUGUCUCUUUUUCCUCUGGCAGCAUCUAGGCCCUUCUGCGUUGGCAGGAAUCGCCACGGUCAUUCUCAUUUUCCCGCUCAACGGAUUCAUCGCAAAGAAAAGGAGCAAGCUGCAGGAGAUUCAAAUGAAGUUCAUGGACGGGCGCAUCAGGUUGAUGAACGAGAUCCUGAAUGGAAUAAAGAUCUUGAAAUUCUAUGCCUGGGAGAAGGCUUUCCUGGAGCAGGUUUUGGGGUACAGAGAGAAGGAGCUCAGGGCCCUGAAGAAAUCUCAGAUUCUUUACUCCAUCUCCAUUGCAUCAUUUAACUCCUCAUCUUUCAUGAUUGCCUUUUCCAUGUUUGGAGUCUACGUGAUGCUGGAUGACAGAAACGUCCUGGAUGCACAAAAGGUGUUUGUUUCCAUGGCAAUAAUCAACAUCUUGAAGACGCCGCUCAGCCAGCUGCCAUUUGCAAUUAGCACAACGAUGCAGGCUCUAGUUUCACUGAGACGUCUUGGAAAAUAUCUGUGCUCAGAGGAACUGAAAGUGGACAAUGUCUUAAAGGCCCUAUUGAGCUCUGAGAGUGAAGAUGUGGUCGUAGAAAAUGGUACUUUCAGCUGGUCUGCAGAAGGUCCCCCAUGUCUUAAAAGGAUCAACGUGCGAGUGCCACGAGGUUCCCUUGUAGCUGUGGUCGGGCACGUGGGCAGUGGAAAGUCUUCUUUGUUGUCCGCCAUGCUCGGCGAAACAGAGAAAAGAAGCGGCCAAGUCACAGUGAAGGGCUCUGUGGCAUACGUACCCCAGCAGGCCUGGAUCCAGAAUGCCACCGUCCAGGACAACGUAUUAUUUGGUUGUGAGAAGAUGAAAACGUGGUACCAGCGUGUGCUGGAGGCCUGUGCCCUGCUGCCCGACCUUGACAUCUUACCUGCAGGAGAUGCAACAGAAAUUGGAGAGAAGGGACUUAACCUCUCAGGUGGGCAGAAGCAGAGGGUGAGUCUGGCCAGAGCUGUCUACAGAAAGGCUGAUGUUUACCUUCUGGAUGAUCCGCUGUCUGCUGUUGAUGCACAUGUGGGACAACACAUUUUUGACAAAGUCAUUGGACCCAAAGGAGUACUUCGAGACAAGACUCGUGUCCUGGUGACCCACGGGAUGAGCUUCCUGCCUCAGGCUGACCUCAUCCUCGUUCUGGUUGACGGAGAAAUCACAGAGAGCGGCUCCUACCAGGAGCUGCUCAGCAGAAACUCUGCUUUUGCUGACUUCAUCCACACUUUUGCAAGCACAGAGAGAAAAGAGAGCGCUAUACAGAGAGCUGGUUCCAGGAGGUCCAAUGCUCGACUCAGCGUGGUUGACUUCAUGCCAUUCUCCAGGGACCUAUCACAAGAGCAGCUCAUUGGGGGUGACACCACUAAUACCAACUUGCAAAAUAUGGAGCCUGUGUCUGAAACUGACCAGGAGCAGGUACCAGAGGACUUGGGGAAGCUGACUGAGGUUGACAAGGCUCGCACUGGACGAGUCAGGUUGGAGAUGUAUAAGAAGUACUUCAAGACCAUCGGCUUGGCCAUCAUUAUCCUCAUCGUCUUCCUGUACGCCUUCCAGCAGGGCGCCUCUCUGGCCUACAACUACUGGCUCAGCAUGUGGGCCGAUGAUCCUGUGGUCAACGGCACACAGAUGGAUACAGAUCUGAAGCUUGCCGUAUUUGGAGCGCUGGGAUUUGUACAAGGUAUUGCUAUCUUCGGUACGACCGUUGCAAUCUCCAUUUGCGGCAUCAUCGCCUCCCGCCAGCUGCACAUGGAUCUGCUGGUCAACGUUCUCCGAUCUCCAAUGUCCUUCUUUGAGUCCACACCCAGUGGGAACCUCCUGAACCGCUUUGCUAAGGAGAUCGAUGCCAUUGACUGCAUGGUCCCCGAUGGGUUGAAGAUGAUGCUGAGCUACUUCUUUAAGCUGAUGGAAGUCUGCAUCAUUGUGCUGAUAGCCACACCCUUUGCAGCUGUGAUCAUCCUGCCUCUCGCGUUUCUCUAUGCCUUUGUCCAGAGCUUCUACGUCGCCACAUCCUGUCAACUGCGCAGGCUGGAAGCUGUGAGCCGCUCGCCCAUUUACACCCACUUCAAUGAGACCGUGCAGGGUGCCAGCGUCAUCCGGGCCUUCGGAGAGCAGUCUCGCUUCAUCCUGCAAGCUAAUAAAAGGGUCGACUUCAACCAAACCUCCUACUUUCCCCGAUUUGUUGCCACUCGGUGGCUGGCAGUCAAUCUGGAGUUUGUUGGUAAUGUUGUGGUCCUGGCUGCUGCCAUUCUUUCUGUGAUGGGGAGAAGCACUCUGAGUCCAGGCAUCGUUGGUCUGGCUGUAUCCCACUCCCUGCAGGUGACUGGAAUCUUGAGCUGGAUUGUUCGAUCCUGGACGGAUGUGGAAAAUAACAUUGUUUCCGUGGAGAGAGUUAACGAGUACGCUGACACUCCCAAAGAGGCCAGCUGGAGCACAGAGGGCAGCUCUUUGCCCCUGGCUUGGCCCCAGAGCGGCAGCAUAGAGUUCCAGGACUACGGGCUGCAGUACCGGAAAGGCCUUGAACUCGCCCUGAAAGACAUCACGUUGCACGUUCACAGAAAAGAGAAGGUCGGAAUAGUGGGAAGAACGGGAGCUGGAAAGUCCUCACUCGCACUCGGAAUCUUCAGGAUCCUGGAGGCAGCGAAGGGAAAGAUCUUUGUAGAUGGAGUGGAUAUUGCUGAUAUUGGGCUUCACGACCUGAGGUCACGCAUCACCAUCAUUCCUCAGGACCCUGUUCUGUUCUCUGGCUCCCUGAGGAUGAACCUUGACCCCUUCGACACUUACACAGAUGAAGAUAUUUGGAGUUCGCUGGAGCUCGCUCACCUCAAAACGUUUGUCUCUAAUCUGCCCGACAAACUCAACUACGAAUGCUCAGAGGGAGGAGAGAACCUCAGUUUGGGUCAGCGCCAACUGGUCUGCCUAGCCAGGGCCUUGCUUAGGAAAACCAAGAUCCUGGUUUUGGACGAAGCGACGGCCGCUGUGGACCUGGAGACGGACACGCUCAUUCAGUCAACCAUUCGCACGCAGUUUGAGGACUGCACCGUCCUGACCAUCGCUCAUCGCCUCAACACGAUCAUGGACUACACGAGAGUGAUCGUCAUGGACAGAGGUCACAUUUGUGAGAUGGACACUCCGGCCAACCUCAUCUCACAGCGGGGACAGUUUUACCGAAUGUGCCUGGAAGUCGGCUUGGUCUAA
Messenger RNA from Nematolebias whitei (Rio pearlfish), 4609 nucleotides. It is a transcript of the gene abcc6a, whose product is annotated as ATP-binding cassette, sub-family C (CFTR/MRP), member 6a. The record is from RefSeq and is a predicted model, not a curated record. Lineage: Eukaryota; Metazoa; Chordata; Actinopteri; Cyprinodontiformes; Rivulidae. Gene Ontology annotation, biological process: transmembrane transport. Gene Ontology annotation, cellular component: membrane. Bases 77 to 4609 code for a protein of 1510 amino acids. The transcript is spliced from 31 exons. Gene Ontology annotation, molecular function: ATP binding; ABC-type transporter activity; ATP hydrolysis activity.